This is a messenger RNA of Ylistrum balloti, 1038 nucleotides long. RefSeq names its product testis-specific serine/threonine-protein kinase 4-like. NCBI's taxonomy places the organism in Eukaryota, Metazoa, Mollusca, Bivalvia, Pectinida, Pectinidae. Gene Ontology annotation, biological process: microtubule cytoskeleton organization; protein phosphorylation; intracellular signal transduction. The coding region runs from base 1 to 1038 and encodes 345 amino acids. Gene Ontology annotation, cellular component: cytoplasm. The record is from RefSeq and is a predicted model, not a curated record. Gene Ontology annotation, molecular function: protein serine/threonine kinase activity; ATP binding; tau-protein kinase activity. The transcript has 3 exons.
AUGUCAGAACGAGAUUCCACCUUUGAUACACAAGACCAAGAGGAGAAGCAGCCGAAUGCUACCGUCUCGUCCACAACUUCGGCACGAGUUAGUCGAACAAGUCGGCGUUUCCAGGUGUUGGAGGGUCAAGGAUUCAUAGUCGGGAAGACACUUGGAACUGGGUCUUACGCGUGCGUCAGAUCAGCAUACGAUGUCAAUCGAAAACACAAGGUUGCAGUCAAGAUAAUUUCCAAACGAAAGGCACCCGAUGAUUAUCUAACGAAGUUUCUCCCGCGAGAAAUAGACGUGAUCAAGAUUCUGAAGCAUCCAUCCUUGAUCGCUUUUUAUCAGGUCAUAGAGACAACAACGAGAUUCUUCCUGGUCAUGGAACUAGGAUGUGUUGACCUUCUGGACACCAUACGUGAGAAAAAGAUGAUUGAAGAAGAUGUUGCCGGGGUUUGGUUUUAUCAACUCCAAGAUGGCAUGUUGUAUAUGCAUAACAAAGGUAUUGUCCAUAGAGACAUCAAGUGCGAAAAUCUUCUCUUAGAUUAUAAACAAAAUUUGAAAGUCACCGAUUUUGGAUUCGCAAAGAAGAUCACCAAGAGCAAAUCCGGGGAGGUGAAACUUAGCGAGACAUAUUGUGGAAGUUAUGCUUAUGCACCUCCCGAGAUUCUGAAGGGACAAGCGUAUGAUGCAUUUCUGGCUGACGUUUGGAGCAUUGGAGUUGUACUGUUUACAAUGCUAUACGGUCGCCUUCCAUACGAUGAUUCGAACCACAAGAAGUUACUAAAGCAAGUCCAAAGCCGUGUGUCAUUUCCGUCAAAACCGGAAGUGAGUGAACAGUGUCGAAUUUUAAUUCUGAAAAUGUUGACGCGAUCACAAGAACGAAUUCCAUUGGGAAAUGUUAGAUUUGAUCCCUGGUACAAAAAAUACAAGCCCAAUUCCGCACAAUCUACGGAGGUUUUAAAUCCAUGUGGUUCUGGGGCCCAAUGUAAAACAGAAACAAUAGAAAAAGCGGCACCAUUAGCAACUAUAGAUUCCGUUAUGCCAUCAGAAUAG